Molecule: messenger RNA, 3009 nt
Organism: Pseudo-nitzschia multistriata
Lineage: Eukaryota; Bacillariophyta; Bacillariophyceae; Bacillariales; Bacillariaceae
Source: the annotation of a GenBank genome assembly
AACAGACAGCAACACCAACAGCACAAACCAAACCAACAGCGGCAAAACAAAGCAAAGCAAAGCAAGAACGAACAAACGAACAAAAGAAUCCCGAAUCAAACAAGAAGCAAGCAAACAAACAAGCAACAUCCAAGCACCAUGGCGGAAGGGCAACAACCGUUGCCACCCAAGCGGCAAACAACGCCAAGAUUCUGCGUCGUGGUCCCGAGGAAGCGCCUCUCGCCGUCCCUCGGUGCCCUGGCGGCCCUGUUGUUGCUCUCGGUGUUUUUCCAAGCGUCCUCCUCGGAGACGACGGUGCUUGCCCCGAAGCGAGAAGGACCCGCAGCUGCGGCAAACGCAAACGCAAACGCGAAAGCUACAUCCGCAGCCGCGGGGUCUCCCGUGCACCACCGGUCGUUCCGGCGCGGCUUGCGGCAGGACACGGAGUGCAUCCUGUACCUGGGGCUCCUGGAGCGCGAGCCGGGGGCAGGCAUCCGUGGUGGAGGGAAGGCCGGCAGCACCUCCCACGAGGCGGUGUGGUCCUGCGAGCUGCCCAUGGAAGCGGUCGGGGGGGAAGGCAGCACCGUCCCCGGAAUGGGGGGAACCACUGGGGGGUUUGGCAGCAGCAGCAGCAUGGGCACCAUGCUGGUGGCCAUCGAGGGCCUCCGCCCCGGCUUUUUCGAGGAAGGGGGGGCCGUCUCCGGUGCCACGAUCCUGAGGAUCAGCGAGGGCUGCUACCUGGAGGGAACAAGAACGAGCCCGGGACCGCAGGGCAAAACCAAGGGAACUCUCAAAACCAGGGAUCCGGCCACGAUUCUCACCAGGAUGGUCGUCCCCCCAGAGGCCACCGUCGAGCUGUCGGCACAAGGGCAGGGAUCGGCGUCCCCGAUCUUCUUCCACCGAACGAGAAACUUAAGGCCAAGGGGAAAGAGCAGCAACAGCAGAAGCAGCUAUCCACACCCGAGGGGCCCCGUGGACCACGACCCGGACCACCCCCUCGUCCACAGGGCGAUCCCCACCGUCGGAAGCCUCACCACCCUGGUGGUCCGCGUGGUGGGCCCGAGCGGGAUCGCCCCGGUCGACGACAUCGAGGCUACCCGGAACAACGUCUUUCAGGACGCCGUCUGCCUCAAGAGCCAGAUCGAGGCCUGCUCCAAGGGCCAGCUGGUCAUUGAUCCCUUCUCGGGAACCACCCAGGCCGGGAAAGUCGUAGAGGGGGGCGUUGUGGACGUGGCCAUCGACGUCGAUCCGGCCCCCGGCAACCGGGACAUCCUCAAGCACCGGGCCAACUGGAUGGCGACGCGGGUGCUGGGGAACCUGGAGGAACAGUUCGACCUGGUCCUCUUCUGCCUGCCGCCGGGAACCGGGAGGGACUGGAUCGGUUUUGCCAGCGUGGGGAGGUUCGAUUCAUACUACAACAACCAGUGGUGCGGCCGGGUGUCGAUCCAGCUCCACGAGGUCGGCCACUCCCUCAACCUGGCCCACUCGGGGGAGAAGAAGGCGGGGACCAGCGACUACGACGACCAGUCGGGCAUGAUGGGCUUUUCCUACCCGAGAGACGACUGGCCCCGCAUGUGCUUCAACCCCGCCAAGAGCUACCAGCUGGGAUGGUACAAGAGGCAGCAGCUCGCCAUCGAUCCCACGAAGAUGCUGCUGGCCGACCACCAAGGCUACGGAGUCGAGGGCGAAGGCGAAGGCGAGAGCGAAAGCUAUGGCAUUGGGUACGAUACGGACGACGAUACGGACGACGAUACGGUAAGCACGGCGAAACCCAUCUCCACAACCACCACAGAGACCUCCGCGACGAGCGUCUUUGUCUUCAACGGGGUGGCCGAUUACCGGGCCACCGACGACUAUUACGACGACUACAUCGGCGACGACGACGACGACUCGAACCACCACAACGCCACCGCGGUUUUUCCCGCAAGCGCCGAUGCCGACGCCGACGCUGGCGACAACGACCACACCGACGACCGCGCCGUCGUGGUCCUGCGGCUGAGGGAAACCGGGAGCGGGACCGACUACUUUGUGGGCUUCAACCGGGCCUCCGGGGCCAACCAGGAAACCCAGGAGGACGCCAACGAGAUCGUGGUCGUCGAGAAGCCCUCGGGAGGGUCCUACGGGUACGGCCAGUCCUGGAAGGUGGCGGCCCUGGGGACCAAGGGCCAGUCCAUUGUGGUACCCUUUCGGGGAAGCCUUGUUUCCGCCUUUGUGGAAAUCAAGCUGCUCGCCGACACAACCACCGGCUACAGCGGAAGCAACACCAACACCAACCAGGCACCCAUCAACGCCCCCGUGGCCAUCACCAGCUACAGGCGGGCCGAUCCCUGCGGAAACGGCGAGCGGACCCUCCUCUUCGAGGCCAGGGGCAUGACGGACGGUUUGGGCGGCCGCGAGGCCUCCUGGAGCCUCAGGGUGGACCCCGACAAGAAGGCAAGCGGGAACAACGCCGACGAGAACGCCGCCAGCGCAAGCGGUGCAAGGGGGGGAUACCUCGGCUUUGGGUCCGGCUACGGCCCGAGGGAAAGCUUCCGGAGGGAUUUCGAGGUCUGCCAGAACACGUGCUACAUAUUUGCCAUUAGCGAAACAGGGGGGGACGACCCAAGCGGAAGCGAAGGCGAAGCGGCCUGGGGCGGCGUCGUUGAGGGCUUUCUCAACGGGGAAAAGGUCUUUGACACCCGCGACGAACCCAAACAGAACCAGAAACAAAACCACGAACCCCCGGAGCACGAUUUGCACUCGCACUCGCAUUCGUACUCCUUCUGCAUCGACCCCCUCCCGCUGUGCCGGGACUCGCCGACCUUCAGGAUCCGGACCGGAAAGGGCAAGAACAAAAAGACCCGGAAGGGCUGCAAGUGGGUCCGCGAGAACCCCAAGAAGCGGUGCCGGAGGCAGUGGAAAGGUAAACCCCUGUCCAAGCGAUGCCCCGUGUCCUGCGACCUGUGCUGACCAAGACAGACUCGAGGCGAAACGAAGCGAAGCGAAACGACGCGAAGAGUCGGAAGCGGGGCAACCGCCAAAGCAAAGGCA